CAGCGGGUGGAAGGUUUGCCGCCGGCCGUGCUGAGCGGCGCCGCGCUCGGGCUGCAGGAGCACGAGGAGAGGGUGAUGCAGGCCAUCUCCCGCGCCAGGUUCUGGAACACCACGGAAGUUGCCCCCAAGAGGGAGCAAUAUUGCCCAGUGUUGUUUGAAAACUUGAUACAUCUAUGCCGGCUAAUCACUGCAAAAUAUCCUUCUUUGAAUAAAAGGAUGUUGGCUAGAAACUACAGGAUAUCAGCCAUGUGGGAAAGAGAAUCCAUUCUCCUUCAGGUCCGUGGCCUGAACGGAAUACUCAUGAACUCCAUGGCCCCAAUACCACCAGUAGCCUCCAAGGAGGAGAUACUGGCCACCAAAGAACAUGUUCUGGAGACCUUCUAUCCCAUCUCACCUACAAUUGAUCUCCAGGAAGUGAAUGUGUACAAAGAAUUCAAUGACACAGGUUUUAAAGAUGGUUAUCCAUACUCUCAUCCUCACACUCUGUUCUUCCUGGAGUCAGCCAACAUUCGCCCGAACAGGUUCAGACCAGAACAGCUUCGUGCUAAAAUGCUGAUGUUUGCGUUUGGCAACGCGCUGGCCAAGGCCAAGGCACUGUACGGGGAUGAUCCCAAGGUUUUGGAGCAGCCAGUAGUGGUGCAAAGCAUUGGCACAGAUGGACAGCUCUUCCAGUUCAUGGUGUUCCAGUUAAACACAACAGACCUUGUCUCGAGCGAUGGCAUAAAAAAUCUGGUCUGGAUUGACUCUGAUCAGAGUCUGUAUGAGAGAGCCCUGUGCCGUCCAGAAAUCAAGAAGAGAGUUGUGACAAAACCCGCUGGAAUUCAUGGCUUUGAGCCAGACACAUUCAAGAAGUUUCUGGCACUGUAUCUGCAUGGAACUGUGUGAAAUUCAGCUCAAAUGAAAAUACUUCACCAACUGUACCUGCUGCUUCUCUUUGCCGGAGCCGUCAUAUAAUUAAAGAGAAGUGGAUUAAUUUACUUGAAAAAAUAAAUUAUAUUAUUACUGAAAGUAAAACAUUUUUUUUAAAACUAAA
Molecule: messenger RNA, 1033 nt
Organism: Acanthisitta chloris (rifleman)
Lineage: Eukaryota; Metazoa; Chordata; Aves; Passeriformes; Acanthisittidae
Gene: MRPL37
Product: mitochondrial ribosomal protein L37
Exons: 6
Biological process (GO): translation
Cellular component (GO): ribosome; mitochondrion
Molecular function (GO): structural constituent of ribosome
Source: RefSeq, a predicted model, not a curated record